This is a messenger RNA of Melopsittacus undulatus (budgerigar), 904 nucleotides long. It is a transcript of the gene PSMC3IP, whose product is annotated as PSMC3 interacting protein. The coding region runs from base 1 to 657 and encodes 218 amino acids. The transcript has 8 exons. NCBI's taxonomy places the organism in Eukaryota, Metazoa, Chordata, Aves, Psittaciformes, Psittaculidae. Gene Ontology annotation, cellular component: condensed nuclear chromosome; DNA recombinase auxiliary factor complex. The record is from RefSeq and is a predicted model, not a curated record. Gene Ontology annotation, biological process: homologous chromosome pairing at meiosis; meiotic joint molecule formation; meiotic strand invasion involved in reciprocal meiotic recombination. Gene Ontology annotation, molecular function: recombinase activator activity; double-stranded DNA binding.
AUGGCGCCGGGGCUGGCGCCCGCAGGAGGCUCCGCCGCCGCUGUGCUGCUGCGGUACCUGCGGGAGCAGAACCGGCCAUACAGUGCCCAUGACGCCUUCAGCAACCUGCAGCGGGAGCACGGGCUCGGCAAGGCGGCCGUGGUGAAGGCGCUGGAGCAGCUGGCGCAGCAGGGCCGCAUCCGGGAGAAGGCCUACGGGAAGCAGAAGAUCUACUUCAGUGACCAGGAGCAGCUCCCGGCCGCCAGCGAUGCUGAGCUCCGCGGCCUGGACGCGCAGAUCGCGGCUCUCUCCGGGCAGCUGCAGGCCCUGCAGCAGAGCUGCCGGCAGCUGGAGGCAGAGCUGAGGGACCUGAGCGGCUCCAUGACCACCUCUGAGAUGGCCAAAGAGCUCAGGGAGCUGAAGAGGGACUGUGAGAGUUACACAGAGAAACUGCAGAGGAUGAAGUCGGCCACGAACCACGUCACUCCGGAAGAAAAGGAGAAGGUGUGCAGUGAGCAGAAGCUGUACUGCAGAGAGUGGCGGCGCAGGAAGCGAAUGGCGACCGAGGUGCUGGACGCCAUCCUGGAGGGGUACCCCAAAAGCAAGAAGCAAUUCUUUGAGGAGGUCGGGAUAGAGACGGAUGAGGAGCACAACGCUGUGCUGCCAGCAACCAUGUGAGGCACUGAGGAGCCUCUGCUCCAGAAGGAGCCAGUGCUGGAACUCAGCUCUUGGGUUGGUUUUUGUCCUCUUUUUGGGCUCAUCCUGCACAUUUCUAGAUGUUGUGGUUCAGAAUGGUUCCCAGCAGGGCCCUGGUGGUCCAGCGAGGCCUCAGGAGGGUGAAGGAGCUGGUGUCUGCAGAGCUCCACGUGUGUCUCAGCCAUGAACACACGAGCACGGCCCCAUUAAACACCAGCAUUUGGGUUCA